This is a messenger RNA of Lactuca sativa (garden lettuce), 3243 nucleotides long. The record is from RefSeq and is a predicted model, not a curated record. Lineage: Eukaryota; Viridiplantae; Streptophyta; Magnoliopsida; Asterales; Asteraceae.
AUGUCUCUAAUGAUCAUUAGAAGCUCCAUAUCAUCUGUUAUCUGUGGUGCAAUUCCUGAUUCUAAAACAGCCACCGGAUAUAUUAAGUCGGUUGAGGAGCAAUUCAAGGGUACCUCUAAAGGCCAUGCUAGUACUCUUAUCCUUAAAAUGCUCACAACUAAAUAUGAAGGAUCUGGUGGUGUCCGAGAACACAUAAUGGUAAUGAAUGACAUGGCCAACAAACUUAAAAGUAUGGAAAUGGAAAUUUCUGAAGAAAGUAACACAAAAAGAGUGACGCCGGAACCUUUUGAAGAUUUAUGGACUGCAUGUAAGAUGAAUAUUGAUGGAUUUCCUGGAGAAGAUGAAGUUGUGGUCUUAAUCGAUUUGAAGGUUGUCAUGAAUGUGCAGGUCCAAUGCUUGGGAUCGAUUUGCAUUCAUCCGGUGGAUAUGAAGAUGUGGAGGAGAGCCACAUAUACUUGUUUGGGGCUUGGAAAUGUUAGUGUCAUCUGCUCUGAGCACGAGCGACUUGCUCUUCUCAACUUCAAACACAGUAUCCAAGAUCCUUUUGAAAUGUUGUCCUCAUGGGUUGGAAAUGAGUGUUGCAUGUGGGAAGGAAUCCAGUGUGAUGCUGUCACUGGAAAUGUUCAACGCCUUAAACUUAAUGCAGAUUCCUACUACGACUUCUUUACUCGUAAUAAGGUGAGCUCUUCUUUGGCAGAGUUGAGGCAUCUCAAAUACCUCGACUUGAGUGGGAAUGGUUUUUUUCUAGGAAGUCAGAUCCCUGAGUUCAUUGGAUCCUUUAAACAGCUGACCUACCUCAAUCUAUUUGAUGCUGGUUUUGAAGGUAUUAUUCCUCCUCAAAUUGGAAAUCUUUCUAAUUUAAAGGUUCUUAAUCUCGGUUCAAACUUUUUAAAGGCGGAUGAAAUUGCAUGGAUUUCUCGCCUUCCGUCACUCGAGCUUCUCGACUUGAGUUCAGUGGAUCUUAGUGGAGCACAAAACUGGGAUCAAACUUUGCUUCACAUGACUCCCUUGUUGAAAGAGUUAAGUUUGUCGAAUUGUCUACUUUCCAAUGUUGACCUUGGUGCUUUUCUUAAUUUGAGUAGAAUACUUCCCAACAUCAAACACCUCGAUCUUGGCUUCAAUUCUUUCGAAGGUCCACUCCCUACCUUUUUUCAAAACAUGACCUCCCUCACAUUCCUCGAUCUUUCCGUCUUUAAUCUUAGUUUGGCAUGGAACUUUCCAGACCUACUAAGCAUGAUCCCUUCUCUAUCAGAGCUGCAUUUGUUUGAUUGUGGGCUCAAUAGGACACAUCUAUCUUCCCUUCGUCUUAAUUUCAGUACACUUUCUAACAUCCAACACCUCGAUCUUAGCUUUAAUCCACUUGGAGGCAUAUUUCUGUCCUUUUUGACUAACAUGAGCUCCCUAAGAGUCCUUGACCUUUUGGAUACCAUGUUGAAUUCAUCCCUUCCUAUUAUGCCUAAACUUCUAGAGCUUCAUCUUUCUUAUAACAAGUUUAAGCAGAUUGAGCAUGUUGGAAUCUGGAGACAGUGCCACCUGCAACAGUUGAGAGUGACAAAUAAUGAAUUUGGUAUGGAAAUGAUUGACUCACCAAAAAACGCAUCAGAAUGCUCCCAGGAUUCUUUGGCGAAUUUAAGUGUUCUUGAUCUAUCGUACAACAGACUGGUUGGUUCAAUCCCUGAAUCUCUGAGUAGAUUAAGAUUUUUAGAAGUGCUAGAUCUAUCUCAAAAUCACUUGACUGGUCCUGUUCCAGAGUUCCCUGGGAAACUUGCCAAACUCCGUUCUCUCGUUCUCUCCAACAAUUCUUUAGAAGGAGUAGUUACCGAAGCCUAUUUUGCCAACCUUUCCAUGUUGAAGGACUUGGAUGCUUCUUCUAACACUAAGUUGACAUUCAAUGUUUCACGUGGGUGGAUACCUCCAUUCCAAUUAAAAUCUCUUAAUCUCAGUUCUUGCAAUAUCAGUAAUGGAUUCCCGCAGUGGCUUCGAAAACAACAGAAGCUUCAAAUCUUAGUGUUGUCAAAUGCUACACUUUCAGGACCUCUGCCCACAUGGUUGCGGAAGAUGCCCAUCAUUCCUGUCUUAGAUCUCUCUCACAACAAAUUCAGCGGACCUCUGACAAACCUUCCCAAUGGUGGAAAUGAUAAAGUGUAUACAUAUUCUCCUGAGCCCGCAUUACUUCUGGAAUAUAACCUUUUCAAUGGGUCGAUUCCAAGGUCAUUGUGCAGAAGAACAUAUUUAGUAGGACUUGAUCUUUCCAAAAAUAUGUUAAGUGGGAAAAUUCCCAACUGUUUGGGGAAUCUGAAGGAUUUGACUAACAUGAUAUUAAGCUCAAAUUGGCUCUCUGGUGUCAUUCCAAGUUCAAUAGCUCUUAAUUCAUCAUUAUUUUGGUUAAGUUUGAAUGACAAUAACAUUAUUGGUGAACUUCCACGAGAAUUGGCAAAUCUACAACUUUUGCAAGUCUUAGAUUUGGGUGAUAAUAAGUUCUCUGGAAAUAUACCAAAAUGGAUUGGAGAAAAAUUUAUAGAUUUGGUAGUUUUGAGGUUACACAAAAACAACUUCACCGGUAGAAUUCCUCGAUCUCUGUGCAAAAUUUCAACUCUUCAAAUUUUGGAUCUUGCAUACAACAAAUUAACAGGGACCAUCCCCCGUUGUGUAGGAAAGUUAAAUGGCAUGGUUGAGAGUCACUCAAUACCUUUGUAUCAUUCCGCUUCCGAUUAUGAUAAGAAUGUGAUUCAGGGCAUGAAAGGUGUUGAUCUUGAAUAUACAACAAUUUGGGGUAUGUGGGGAGAUUCCACACAACAUUGGAAAGAUGACAGAGUUAUUUUCUCUUCAAGCAUGGCAGCUUUGCACUUUUUGAGCCAUUUGAAUUUGUCAUACAACAACUUGUCGGGUCAAAUUCCAACAGGAAAUCAACUGCAAACGCUUAAUGAUCCUUCAAUAUAUGCUGGGAACAAACAUCUAUGUGGGCCUCCAUUGCCAAACACUUGCUCAAAUCAUCACGAUCCAACAACAACAAGAAGCAAGAAGAAACACAAAGCAACUGAUGAGUGGAUGAAGGUAUGGUUGUUUUACGGGGACAUAAUGAGUGGUUUUGUAACAGGGUUUUGGGGUGUUAUUGGAGUUGUGUUGUUCAAGAAGCAGUGGAGACAGAAGCUUUUCAUGUUUGCUGAGGUAAUGGUAGACAAGAUAUAUGUUGCAGUCAUGCUAAGAGUUUCCAAAAUCAAGAAAGGAAGAGAAGCUGCAUAG